CGACGGAGUGCUCAGCGUGUGGGAAGAGGCGAGCCCUUUGAACGGAGAGCCCUGGCAGGGGCGAAGGCGGGGCGGGGGCCCCCUAAUGGCCUCGGCCCGCAGAUCGCCCUGGGGUCGGUGCACGUGAUCGACGCUGGGGAGACGGCUCUGGUGGAGGGGCUGCGCGCGGCGCCCUGGGAGUGUGGCAAGGGCGUGGCUGGGAUGCUGCAGCGCCUCUGCUCGCAGCUGGUCAAGCGAAGGCACCCGGGGAUCAAGGUGGCACGACUCACCCGGGACGACCAGCUGGGGUCCCGGGAGCUGAAGCAAUAGCACCUAAUCACCAAGCAGGGCAUCCUUUUGGUCCAGCUCAACGUGUCGGCCCUGCUGGAGGGGCUGGGCGCGCGGCUGGCGGCUCUGCGGGCCUUCUCGCCGCUGCCCACGGAGGCCGUGUCGGAGGCUGGCGGCGUCGUGGCCGCCUCCCUGCUGUCGCCCUCUGUGCAGCGCGACGUGCUUCCGGGCGGGACCAUCAUCCAGGACUGGCAGCCCUACCGGCCGAGCGAGAGUAACUUGAGCCUGCUGGCGGCCAAGGGCCUGGAGUGGCGCGUGAACAGCCGCGCGCGCCCGCGCGUGCUCACGCUGUGCACGCGCCCCUUCCCCAUCCCACCUGGCGGCAACGGCACGUGGCGCUACGUCAACAUCUACACCUUCGUCAGCGAAGGCGCGCAGGUUCAGAGCCAGCUUCUGUGGCAUCUGCAGCGCCAGGCCCCGCGUCUCGUCCACCUCAACGUCAUGUGCCAGCUCUUCCUGGCGCCCCAGCUGUGGUUACAGCUGGCUGAUUUCUGCCAGGCUGGCUUGGGGCUCGAGCUGGUCAAGGGUUAUACCGAACAAUACGUGCUGGAGGCCGACAUCUAAGGCCUCUCCAGUCGGAGGGGAGAGAAGAUGCACUUUAGACCCACCUCCUUCCUCGUAUCCCCCCAAAGCCCCGCCCCUGCUGUUUUCAAGCUCCGCCCCUCCCCCUGCCCUCGGCCAUCGGCUCUGCCGCCUACAUUUACCCGCAGUCCAUCCUUCCCUCCCCUUUUCCCCUCACAUCUCUGUCUGCCAUCUUGACUCUAGCGCCCCCAAACGCAGUUGCCCACAAUCUGAUCUGAACCGCCGGGUUUGGGGAAGCCACUCGCGCUUCUGUUGUCCACCCAUUCCCUCUCCCUACCAAAGAAUGGGUUCCUUCACAGCUUCGGAGCCUUUCCCUGUCCGUGCCCCAGCCUGGGAGUGUACUCUGCCCUUUGUGGCUUCUCCCUUCUGCCCCGUCGUGGAUGGAAGCUGGCAGAGUGUGUGCAAUGCCCAGUACCCGGCCAGGAGCACAGUUGCCUAAUACGUAUUACUUUUCUUGCUCCCGAUCUUUCUCAGGCCCCCAGAGCUUGCUCUCUGCUCCUCUCCUCACCGUCCUCUCAGUCUCCCGUGCCUGGACCUCUCUUAGUUCUCCGUUGUCCAUUUGUCUGCCCCUCCAUUCCCCUUCUCCAUGGUCUCUUCAUCACCCGCCCUGUGUGUAAUAUGGAGAAGGACCUGUAAAGGAAAUAGAUUUAUAAUGCCCCACCCCCAUUUGGCCCCUGCUUACGCUCUGGUGAUGCACUUUUCUGAGGCUGCCUCCUCUGACUGGGGUUUCCUCCAACUUUGCACAGUGGUGCUAUUUUGCAGGCUCCCUUCCCUAUGCCCCCAACCAGGGACCCGAAGCAGGCCCGUGAACCAGAGGGUUCUGGGUGGAGAGCCUGGUGUAGUGGAGGGCAGGUCGCUCAGCCUGGUGCGAGUCUGUCUCCUGCUUCUACCCAGGCUGACUCCUAGCGUGACUGGAACCCCCUCCUCCAGAUAUUUCUGGACACCCCUCCCAUCCUCUUGUUCCUUUAUGCUUUUUGUGGACUUUGACAGUCUUCUAUUUAAAUGCAAGUAGUAACAGCUGCAUUUGCACAGCGAUGUCUCCUACACGGGAUCCUCACGUCUCCCGCAGAGGGAGGAGAGAGAGGCUCAGACUCAAGUGCCUUCCAAGUGGCUCACAAUAGCUGGUAGCCUGGCAGAGACUAGAAACCAGGUGUCCCCAGCCCAGAGCAUACCUCAGAACCUCACUGUAGCUGGAACUUCUUGUUGGACAAUGGACAGCGAGCACAGGGUUCGCUGGGGAUGGAAUCAAAGACAUGGACAGAGGAGGGCGCCAGGAGGUGGAAGAAGGUGGACAAAGCAGACAGCCGCUGCUCCCUUCUUUCCCCCCCGUUCCGGCUGCGCUGCUGUGCCUUGCUUGGCUGCCUCCUGCACCUAACCAAGCUGCCCUCCUCCCUGUCACUUCAACCAUGGCUGUACUGCAAUAAAACGGGCCCUUGGCCCACCUUCUGUGUCUGUUUCACUUCUUCUCGGUGGGGAGGGAUGAGCUGCAUUGUCCUCUCCCCCUUCCCCAGCAGCCUGUAUCAGAGAGGAUCUCUAAGCCCUGUGGCACUGGGGCUAAUGACUUCCUGGAGGGGAGCUGGGGAGGGCUGCUGGCCGUUGCGCGCCCCUACCCCCCACACCAGCCAAGCGGCAGAAAGAAUUGAUUGCUCAGAACCGAGGCGGGCAGCGGCACGGCGCUUGGACUAGCCCCCGGCCUCGCUUUCCCCUGGACCUGGGAGUCUGCCGCUGCUCCAAAUUCUUGCUCUCUCGCAAGUUCCCCUUGGCAUCCAGAACCAGCCUGCCUCAUUCCCACGAUCCAGACAUCUAACUCCCAGCUCUCGGCUCUCUCGCGGCCAGCGCCCUUGCUUUCUCCCCAUUCCUGGGUGGGCACCGCACGGAGGGGGAAGAGGUGGAGGGAGCCUGGGCGCCGCCCCGCGGGAGCAGAGCUCCGAAGCGGCGGAGACUGCGAUCCCGAAAAGUACCACGCGGGGGCGCCAGGACGUGUGCGGACGCGGGCAAGGCAGCGCAAGGUGGUUUCCGUCCGUGUGAGUGUGUCCAUGGGCGUCUUUGUGUGUCUGUGUUUCUGUACAUGUGUGUACGAAUCAGGGGGUGUCUGGGUGGGAUAUAUUCGGGGCUACGGGCCUGGCGUACCCCAGAAUCAGGUACUCCAAGUGGCUUCUUGACAAGGAGGCGCUUGAUAGGUUACUAUGUACGUGUGGAUGGGGAAGCAGGGGACUGUGUGUAUCGUCGCGUAUGCAAGGCAUAGCCUGUGAGUCUUGGAUUUUUGAAGUUAUAUUCCUUUAGGGCUUUUAUGUCCUCCCACCAUCCUGUGUAAAAGGAAUCGAGGGCUCUCAACCUGAACCUCCAUUACACUGGUCACAUCUUCAGCAUGUGCCUGGACAGGUGACUCUGCUGGACUAGGUGUGACAUUGUGUUUGUGUAAGUGGGUGUGUCUCAGGAUAUCAGUGUAACUCUGAAUGAUACUGUUGUUUGUGUGUUUGUGUGACAGGUGGAUGCUGGAGGAGGCUGGUUCAGGAUUAUGGAAGUACAAAAUUUCCUUUCUCCUGUUAGCUUGUGGAUACCACCUUCAGGGGUGUGUGUGUGUGUGUGUGUGUGUGUGUGUGUGUGUGUGUGUUCCUUUCUCCGUCUUUCCAGUGGCUGUCUCUGUGUCUCUCCUCAUCUCUGUCUCUUUCCCUCUUUCUCUUUUCCUUUCUUGGUGACUCAUCUCUGCGGCUUUGCCCUCCCCCAGCUUGCUGGGUCUCCCCUCCCCCACCCAGGAGUGGGUGGGGGUAUGAAGGAAUGGGACCCUGGGACUAAAAAUCAGGGUGAGCACCCCUUUAUUACUCAUCAUUCCCAGACCCACCAGUGGCCCGUAGCUCUCUCCCAGUCCCCUUCCCAGGACUCCCCACCCUCCUGAACUGGGGUGGGCAGGGGAUAGGCAAUGAUGUGUUCUAAUGGGGUCAUUUCCACGGGGUUCUUCAGCACUUUCUUUCAAUUCAAGGUGGAGACCCCUGCCUUUCUCAUAAAGUGCCCCUCCCUGCCUGUCCCCCCCAUAGCUGACGCAUUGAAAGGCUGCAGAGGUGAGUCACCGGUUGCGGGGAAGGGAGGA
Messenger RNA from Orcinus orca (killer whale), 3997 nucleotides. RefSeq names its product N-acetyltransferase 16 (putative) (gene NAT16). The record is from RefSeq and is a predicted model, not a curated record. Lineage: Eukaryota; Metazoa; Chordata; Mammalia; Artiodactyla; Delphinidae.